Molecule: messenger RNA, 3123 nt
Organism: Hibiscus syriacus
Lineage: Eukaryota; Viridiplantae; Streptophyta; Magnoliopsida; Malvales; Malvaceae
Exons: 14
Coding region: 399-2939 (846 amino acids)
Biological process (GO): RNA processing
Molecular function (GO): nucleotidyltransferase activity; RNA binding
Source: RefSeq, a predicted model, not a curated record
UCAGCCCUACGCCUCUAAAUAACUACUAAACAAAAAUGGCAGCUUACUCGAAACUCGAAAGAUGACAACCCUUUCCUCUUGACUGGGCUAUUUCAGAUUCAAACAGCCGGCCGGGCAGCAGGGAGCAUACCGGCAACAACACACGAUCUAACUCAAAUAUCUAUGUCGAUUUUUAUGAGAGGCAAAAGUCCUUCCCCUCUUGUCUCAAAUCCUUGACUCGCUUCCAGGUGUCUCCAUGUUUUUCUUUUGCCUCUGUCUUUGGUUUUGAUUUUAUUUGUGGCAAUUCGUCGAAUAUCUUUUCAACAUAAAACAAAGUCUUACUUUUUUUUUUUUUGGCUCAGAGGUGCAACCACACCACGUUAGGCGAAAGAAGUUUGCAAGCUGAAUUAUAUUCUAAAAUGCUCCAGCGGCUAAUCCCACUCUUCCAUCAAUUUACACGUCAAAAUGGAAGAAAAAUCCAAGCAAGCAAGGUGGGGAUAUCUUCCUCUAUGAUUUCGCAUCCACCAUGGAUUGUAUUAGAUACUCUUCGUAAAGGAGGUGUUGAGGCCUAUUUAGUUGGCGGCUGUGUUAGAGAUUUAUUACUAAAUAGAAUACCUGGAGAUUUUGAUGUGAUAACCGUGCGAAUCUUAAACAGGUUUGGUCACAAUCUUCUUGGUAUUCUUUUAGUUAGAAUUACAGGGAAGCUUAUUUUUUUUGACCCUUUUACGUGUAACAUCUACGAUUACAACGAUGGAAUGUCAGACCUGAAGUUGUUAAAGCUACGGACAUUAAUCCCUGCCCAUGUGUCUUUCAAGAGGACUGUGGUAGCAAGAAUUCUCCGGGGCUUAAGAAUUGCAGCUCGUCUGCACUUGUCAAUUUCAGAGGAUACUGAGAGAACAAUGCACGAUCUUUGGGACUCCAUUGAGGGAUUAGAUAAGGGCAGAUUAAUGAUGGAAAUGAACUACAUGCUGUCAUAUGGAGCUGCUGUGCCAUCCAUCUGCUUGCUUGAGAGAUUUAACCUCCUGAACAUUUUACUUCCAUUUCAGGCAGCAUACAUUAAUCAACAGAGAUCUGCGAAGAAUUCAAUGAUGCUGAUGGUGAGCUUGGUUUUAGAAACUAUUCUUCAUUUGGAUAAGUUGAUUUCUUGUGAUCAUCCUGCCGAUAGCAGUCUAUGUCACAACAUUCACCACCGCCGGGAGCGCGACCAGGAAGAGUCGUCAGUCACUGAGAUUUUAACUUCAAUAAUCAUUCAUCACAUGCCGGGUGCUGGAAUCCACCCUUUUCACCAGAAGAAACCUUUGGUCCAAGCUCCUCCGCCCUCUGCAGCUGCGCUUCUCCGCCAUCUCACCCUUCUCAUCAUGACGAGGUUCGCACUAUCUUCAUUACGGGUCUGCCUGAAGAUGUCAAAGAAAGGUUUCUCUCUCUUCUCAAAUGCAAAAUUUGCAGUUGUUGCCAAGAUGCCCUUCAAGAAAUGCAAAAUUGGUGUUUCUUUCGCUAAAUUCAAACCUCGUCAUUCCUAUUGGAGAAAGUCCUCGACAGCUGUUCACCGCAAGUUCGGGAUGGAAGUUGUUUCGAGGAAUAAUCACUGUGAAGUUGAAGAAGUGGUGGAUAACGAUAAACUUCUCGUAUUGAGUAAAUAUCUAGGGGGGUGGUGUAAGAACUUUAUCAAAAUUAGUAAUCUUGCUAAUCAAAUGCAAGCCAAGGGCCUCACUGGUUUCUCGAUAAUGAGAGCUGCUGGAAAUGUAGUUCUAAUGGUUUUCAAAGACUCGGCUUCGUUGAGAAGUGUGAAGAACGAUAAAUCAAAAACACUCGCAAAGUGGUUCUCCAAAGUCGAAGCUUGGUUAGAGAGUUUGGGUUGGAUUUUGAUGUUUCACCUGGCAUUGGUAAACAACCCUCAAGAUGCUUUUGUUGUCUGGACCUUUGCUUCUGUUCUAUAUUAUGGAAAUUGGAAGUUAGGUGUUGAAUUUGCAAGAGAACUCGGUAUAUCGGAUUCAGAAGUUAAAUUCGUUCCUGAAAUCUCAGGAUUUUCAGAAACUAAAUCAGAUGAAGAUCUUGCCAAAGAAGUUGCUCAGCUUGCAUCUUUAGUUCAGGAUUCUGUAUGGACAUUAACAAAGACUGGUAAUCUGCUUGAAUCAAUGUCAAGAUAUGCAUUUUCUCCAUGCUCUGGUUUGGUAAGUGCCUUUGACAUCCACUCCAUUGAAUUUUUUAUGUUCUUAUCAUUGAGACGUGUUCAUGUUUUCCAUGCUGAAGAUAAAUUAACCUGCCAUCAGAAAUGCCACCAUCCCUUGAUUUGUUUUGGUUUCUCGCAUUGUUCUGGUACACGAACUUAUCUGUAUAGUAUUCUUUUAGUAAAUAAGUUUUUCUUUUUCCAGGUGUUUAUACCAAAGAGUACUGCAAAGAGUACUGCUAAACUUUUUGAUCUGAUUGUACAAGAUGUUAAAUCUUUUACAAAAGGGAGGAGGAGAAAAAGUCGUGAGAUCAACUAUCAUCUGCUUGAGAAAGGGGAUCCUUGCGAGACAAGAUAUGUGCUUGUCAAAAUUAUUUUAGAAACAACGAAGGCUGGUCCCUCUGCAGAUGCAGCAGAGAUAGUCAAUGACGAGAAAGACAGCCUACAACCGAAGUUAAGUGAUGAAAUUUCGACCAAUAAUCAAUCUCCAAUGAAGAAGAAUAAAAGACGUGCCCCAUCCUUAUAUAAUUCUGAUGGCAAGGGAAGGAUGCCGAAGAAGCAAAAAUUGGUUGAGACGAACCAGAGUCCUUCUGAGCCACGUACUACUGCUACAAAGAAUUGGAAACUGGUUGCAAAAGAUGAGCUGAAACGCAUGGCCAAGAAGCAACAGAAGUUAAAAGAAGACGAGCAAAAUUUCAAAUUUCAAGGAAACAUAUCAGGAGAAGAAAACAGGUCAUUUACAGGGCUGGAAAAGCCAGUGGUAAAGGAGUCGAAUAGCAAAGCCACCGACUAAUUAAUGAUUUAUAUGCUGAAACACCAGAUUCCACCAGAUGUAGCAAAGGGGGGAAACGGAAGAAGAAAAAGGAACAUGAAAAGAGAGAAGCACUUGUUGAACAGCACAAGUUGUGUUAAAAUGCCGCAAUCACUUUGAGCUUUGCAAAUUAAGGGUGUUUUUGAUAUCCGGAAAAUAUUUUCUU